Molecule: messenger RNA, 1233 nt
Organism: Alternaria burnsii
Lineage: Eukaryota; Fungi; Ascomycota; Dothideomycetes; Pleosporales; Pleosporaceae
Exons: 2
Coding region: 1-1233 (410 amino acids)
Source: RefSeq, a predicted model, not a curated record
AUGGCGGGAAAAAUCACCUAUUCGAAGCGGCCGAACAAGCGUCGGGUACCUCAUGACCAAGACGCAGCGCACGAGGAAGACGACAGUCGUAAGCGGAGUAAGGCAGAUGCUGAAUCAAAUGAAUCGCGACUGCCAACACCACCCCCGAGCCGAAAAGAAAGAAAGUCAUUUUCUAAAGGUCCAGUGUCCAUUCCAGAUGACGACAUGUAUCCCCCGCGCUCUGUGUUCGAUAAAGUGCUUGGAAACAAACAACACCGAGCCCCCAAACCAGAUGAGAGUAGUAUUCGGGACAACCAGGAGAACUACGUAGAGAUCAUGAAGAACGGGAAAACAUCACAACAGCAGAAUGGCUGGGCAAGGAAUGGCUCUCUGCCAACACCACCAGCGGAGGCGCAGAGGAAGGCUCAUCAACAAGCGCGAAGGGAUGAGAAUCUUGCGCGAUACAAGAGAGUUGCGAACGAGGGCGAAUCGAGGAUGUUUGAAGCAUCGUUGUCUAAACCUUCGACCCAGACUUCGCAGCUCUUUGAGCGGAUCAUCAAGAAUGAGCAGCCAAAAGAGCCAUAUCAGCCCAAGGCCUAUAAGGCUGAGUGUAUCGCAGCACCACGGCGGACCAUAGCUGGAGAGCGACUAUCAAGAAGAUCAGAGCAAGCCCAGAUAUUCAUGGCGAACCAGGCCAACUCACCUCUUCUGCAACUCCCUGAGGACGUCAGGAAUCUCAUUUACAAGCAUGUGCUUGGUGGCAGGACCAUCAAUAUCAGCUACGAGAAUUACCGCACUAAUUAUGACCCUACAAAACCCAAGAGGGCCCAGGACGUCGUGCCUGUCUUCAAGUACCGAUGCACAGUAUUCGACGGUAAACGAAAUCCAUAUACAGCGGUAGCAGCACAGCCCUGGCUCAAACCGCCCACAACGUUCACUUUACUCAAUGGCGUCUGCCGCCAGAUGUACGAGGAGACGGCGACUCUGCCAUAUCAGCUCAACCUGAUCGCUUUUGACUCACAUAAUAUCAUGUUCAACUUCUUGUUGCUGGAGAAACGCCUACGUCUUGAGCAACUUGAUGCAUUGACGGAGUUUAUGCUGCCAGAGACGUUGCCAGGGUCGAAUACACUAGCCUGCCUAAGGAACGUCGAGAGGGUGUUUCUCGGGGUCGCACAGGAGGGGAGGGUCAGAGGCGCGUAUCGCGUCGUCCGCACCGAGGGCGAGGAACCACGGCUAACCAAAAUCACCAAGUAG